Cavia porcellus (domestic guinea pig) is the source of this 4081-nucleotide messenger RNA. RefSeq names its product PNMA family member 2 (gene Pnma2). The record is from RefSeq and is a predicted model, not a curated record. Lineage: Eukaryota; Metazoa; Chordata; Mammalia; Rodentia; Caviidae.
AUGGGCGCCCACUCCCCAUCCGCGCUGCCAGGCACCCCGCCCCUGUUGCGCACUGCGCCAGAGCCACGAGGAUUCCGGAGUGGCUGGACGCUGCUGGCGCGGGGUUCAGUAGGCGAGGCCCGCUCAUCCCCCACCCCACCCCGUGUCGGGGGACAAAGGUCACCUGGAGAGGUCCCCUGGGACACUCAGCAGCCCCAGGUCCUCGAGGCAGCGUUUUCCCUCCUGGCCCUCUGGAUCUCCGAGGAGGACUCAGGCCGAGAGGUUCCUGGCACUGGGCAGGAACAAGUGACUGGACCAGAAGACUUGAACACAGGGCCCCGUGCUCAGCUGGGUUGCACUGAGAAGCUUCCCUGGACUUGGUCCCUCCGCCCCGCUCCUCGGCAUCCUGGCGGGAGCGUGCCAAUAACCCUGCAGGAGGACUGGUACCAGAUCAUGGGUGUGGACGGUCAGAAGUCGCUGAUGGUGACUGGCAUCCCGGUGGACUGUGGGGAGGCUGCGACCAAGCCAUCCUGCAGGAGACCUUGAAGUCGGUGGGGCCGGUACAGACUGCUUGGGAAGAUCUUCCAGAUGCAGGAGAACACUAGUGCCCUCCUGCUGGAGCUACUGGAAGAGCUGGAUGUCUCAGGGAUCCCGAGCAACGUGCUGGGAAAGGAGGGUGUCUGGAAAGUGAUCUUCAAGAUCCCUAACCAGGACACUGAGUUUCUCGAAAUACUAAAGCUCUUUCUAGAAAAAGAGAGCCAGACGGUCUCGGGGAUGUUCCGAGCCCUUGGGCAUGAGGGAAUGUCUCUGGCUCCUGUCCCCUGCAUCUCCCCAGGGCUGCUGGCCCAUUUGCUGGGACAGGAGAUGGCACAGGCCCCUAAGGCCCUCCUGCCUCGGUACCAGAAGCUGAAGGUCUUCUCAGGGAAUGCCAUGCCUGCCCCAGAGGAGGAGCCCUUUGAGGGCUGGUGGGAACAGGCCACAAAGAUAGUCAAAGUGUGGCCCAUCACUGAGGUGGGAAAGAGGAGGUGUGUUGUGGAGAGCCUGCGGGGCCCCACAGAUCUCAUGUGCAUACUUCAGGCUGGCAGCCUGUCCAUCAGCACAGGGGUCAAACAGGUGUUCAGGAGCCCAGAAAGCCCCAAGUCCUCCCAGGUGAGGUUCCUGAGGUUCUACCAGAAGGAGGGGGAGAAGGUCUCAGCCUAUGUGCUGCAGGUGGAGACCCUGGUCCAGAGGGCCGUGGAAAGGUGAGCCAUCCCCAGGAACAUCGCCAACCAGGUCCUCCUGGAACAGGUCAUGGCCAGGACCAACCUCAGCAAGGUCCUGUGGUGUCACCUCAGGGAGCUGAAGGACCAGGAGUAGCCACCUGGCUUCCUGUAGCUGAUGAAGGUGAUACGGGAAGAAGAGAAGGAGGAGGAGGGGGAGGGCUCCUUUAAAAAUGAGAAUAUGUGGGAGCCACAAAAAGGAGAUGGCUGUGGCCACUGGGAGAAUGGAAGACAGGACUGAAAGCCAGCUAGAAGUGGCUGCCCCAGACCAGUGGACCUGGAGACUCGCCUGAUUGGGCUGAGACCUUUACAGUAUUUUUUCCCUUUUAAUGUACUGUAUUGAAAUUAAGGUGUUUGAGCCAACUCCUGCUUUUCUUUCUAGGAAAAAAAAAUGCCUGGAGUUUCUUAUACCCUCAGCAGAUUGUUAAUAAAUAAAAGAUUGAAUUCCAAAUGUUAGGUAUUCUAAAGAAAUCUGAAACAUCUAUACUUCUAGUUCUUUUUAAAUAAAUACCCCAAAUAGACUAAAAUGUAUUCAUACAACAGAAGGACAUCAAAAAAAAUAGUUUUUUGUGAUGAGUUUGAAAAAUGAAGUGUCUUAGCCUGCCAUGGGUUUACCUGUCUCAAAUCAGCAAAUUCCUGCUGAGUCUCAAGCACACGAGACAAGACACAGGAGUUAGGAAGCUCCGGCCAACCGAACAGUUCAGCAGUAGUGAAUCUCAAAGUGGACAGGCUCUGGGGAGCCUCCGGCAGAGAUGGAGAGCUGCUGGGCACCGUGCGUAGGGAGGGGUGUGGACAGAUGAGUAGGACACCCCCUCCUCCAGCUUCUCUUCUCUCACCUGGGAAGUAUUCCUCCCGCCUUUCCUCGGGCAGGCUUCAUGUAGCUCAGGGCUCCCCAACUCCCCAAAGUUGGAGCUGGGCAUGGCAGGAGGUAAGGGGCCAGCAAAUGAGUGAAGCUUUAUAUUUGUAGCUGGCUGCGUCUCUCAGGUCACCCCACCCCUCCCCCAACUUCGCCUCCUGUCCAAUCAGAAGCAGCAUUGGGUUCUCCAGAGAGUGAGCCCACCUGUGACCUGCAGAGGGUCAGAAGCUAGAGACUGAAAUGAAAAAGAAGUAAAGAGGAGCUGACCUGAAUACUGUCCCAUGGUUCCAGGUCUGUUUUAUGCACCAGCAUGAUCUGAUGUGGGGGAAUCUAGCUUGUAAGUUCCUUCAAAUCACCACCAAACCAUUCAUAAGCCAUCCUUCCCCCAGCUCCCGGAAAAACUGUCUUCCAUGAAGCCAGUCUCUUGGCACCACUGAUGUAGAUGGUUCCAGAACCAGAUGCUGCAUUGUGUGUUGAAGAUCCAGGGGACAAGGCCCCAUCCCAGCUUUUAGGAGGCCCUAGGCACAGAGGUAGCCUCGGGAAGGGUGGCCAUCAGAGGGGGGCAGCACACACAAGACAGGCAUGUGUGUGUGGCCAUCAGGCUGGCCUGUUAGGGCAGGAGGUUUUUUUUUUUUUUUUUUGUCUUUUUCGUUUUUACCGGUACCAGGGAUCGAACUCACGACUGCCUGCUUGCAAGGCAGGCGCUUAUGCCGCUGAGCUAAAUCCCCAGCCCCAUGGCAGGAGGUUUUGAGUGGCAGCAAAGGGCAAAGAGGAAAGAAUCUCACAGUUCCCGAGGGUCUGCGGUAUGUAAGGAACUCCUCCAUUGUCUGUGAAAGUAUGCAGCAGCUGUGCUCUCUACUGGGAUUUUUAUUUUGUUCUUUAUUGUAUUUGAAAAGAAACGGAGAUCAGAUGGGUUCAGUGGUUGCCCCAACACCAAAACACUGCGUAGCAUAGCUGAAGCGGAAGCCUGGCUAACCCACCCCCACCAUUUCAGGUUGUGUUCUCCAAGUUCUGUAGAAACUUUUCAGCAGUCCCAUAUUCAAAAAUACGCUUUCUGCCAUUUAAAUAAUCACAUAUAAUAGGCUCGAAUGUGUUGAUGUACAAGUAUUAGCACUCAGCAUUUACAAGCAGGUUUACCCUCGUUUCCAGAUUGGCCCACUUUGUGUAGAGACAAACCUACAAACCUUUCCUGCUGGUAUCUGUGUGCUUAUCCCAAACUCCUCUAUGUGUCCAUUGUUUAAAAGCUGUAGCACCUCAUGCAAGUUUAAGUCAGGGCCCCACGUGCAUCCUGUCCUGUGCCAGUCACAUCACUGUCUGCUCCAUGCUAGGCAAAGCUCUGAUGCAGUGAUGUACAUACAGUACUGUGGUAGAGCUGUGCACACUAUAAACCAAUUGCUUAGCUUCUGUAAACCUCAGUCUCCUCAUCGGAAGAUAGGGUGAUGAGAUUACAGGGUGGUUGUUAGCCUCAAAGGACAAAACGUCUUCUAAGCCCUUCGGUUGAUGUCUGGCACUUAGAAGUGGGUCAGUACAUUGAUGCUCCUGGGAUUUUCGUGCUGCUUGUUGUCAUCGUAAUGCAUGCUCUCCUCACUGUCCCUCCACUUGUGCAGGAACAAGUAAAGAUGUGACCUUCCAAUCCCCGUUGUGAUGCCUUUGCAUGACAAACCAUUUUUAGCCUUUUGGAUUGGUGGUGAGUAUUCCAGCAGCUGUUGACCAUUUUUGUUAGUGACUUGACUUUAAAACAACAUUGUAGGCUCGUUUAACUGAAGAAUACCUUGAGAUGAACACAAAAGCACUUUACCUAAGGUAUCGUUUGUCUUCCUAGAUGACUGUUUCUCAGUUCUGUUUUACCAGACUGGUGUGACUGUCAUCCAUUACAUCUUGAUUUCACGUGGUUUUGUUUCCCUGAAAAUGGCUUCAUGAUUGUCAUUUCCAUUGUAAAGUUGUAAAAUAAAUCUAUGCCAAUAAAAUUGUUACUUCCCUUUCCUGA